CUAAAAUUAGGAAAGCCCAAUACACAAUAAAUUUCAAAGUGACUUCAAAGGGAAGAGAUUUUGUCUUCAUCAGCCAGCUAUCAUCUUGAUCCUUCCAGAUCUCCUACUUUCAAUAGCCUGAGAUUGAGAUUGGUGUACUAUAUGAGAAGAUGAAGUUUGGAGAGACGUUUACGGAAUAUCUACGUGGAGAAGAGGAGUGGUUCCUAGAAAAAUGUCGUCAUGUUGAAUAUAAGAAACUCAAGAAAGUGUUAAAGAAAUGCAAGACAACAUGUAACACCACAAGAUCUGAUGGUGAACACAUCAACUCAUCAGCUACUUUGUCUGAUUCAUGUCAAUGCCAGUCUUGCCCUUGGUGUGAUGAGAUGUUCUUUGCGGAGCUGAUGAAGGAAGUUUCUGACAUAGCAGGAUUCUUUAAGUCAAGAGUUAGGCAUCUUCUCCAUAUUCAUGUAGCCACUGGGAUGCAAAGAUACAUGAUGCGUCUACGCAGAUGCUUCGCGGACGAAAAACAAGCUUUAGUCGAAGAGGGCCAAAUCUUGAUCCAAUACAUAACAAUGAACGCCAUUGCCAUCCGUAAAAUCCUAAAGAAAUAUGACAAGGUGCAUGGCUCAGACAAUGGUAAGAACUUCAAGUUGAAAAUGCGAGCAGAGCGUAUAGAGCUGUUGCACUCACCUUGGCUCAUAGAACUUGGAGCCUUUUAUCUUAACUCUGGGCUGGACAAAGUUGGAAACUUUAAGAACUCUUUUGGUCGAGUCUCAUGUGAAAAUCUCAACGAAGAUCAACCAAUGAUGAAGCUCAUGCUGCCUAACACAACAGAGCUCGAGUUUGAUCUAACUUGCGCAAUCUGCCUGGAAACGGUAUUCAAUCCCUACGCCUUAAAAUGUGGUCACAUAUUUUGUAAAGCGUGUGCAUGCUCGGCUGCUUCUGUAAUGAUUUUCCAAGGCGUUAAAGCAGCACCACAAUGUUCCAAAUGUCCCAUAUGUAGAGAGGUUGGAGUUUAUGCGGAAGCAGUUCACAUGAUCGAGCUCCACCUACUGUUAAAGAUACGAUGCAAAGAGUAUUGGAAGGAGAGGGCAAUGGGGGAACGGUCUGAGAUGGUGAAGCAGUCUAAAAUGUUUUGGAACGAACAGACGAUUCAUAUGAUCGGUUACUAGUCAUUACUUCUUCAAUCAUAAAAACUUAUUUAAAUUAAACAAAAGUGAGGAGAAAAAAAAAUUCUGCCAUUCCCGUUCAUUAUAAAUAAAACAGCACUAAUUAGGAUUUUUUUCUUUGAUAAGACAUAAAUCAAGUUGUGUUAGAAUUUUUUAUGUUCUGGAUACGUUAUGAUAAUUUAUUACUAUAGCCUACCAAACAAUACGUGGUUUUAAAAUAAAAAAUUACAUUAACUGAUGUAUUUUAAGACAUAUUGUAUGAAAACAUUUGUUUGCUUCGACUAUAUAUGAGAGAUGUUUGAUGAAAAUGAAAUAAUGAAUAGAUGAGCGCGUCUAAAAAACAAAAAGAACAGAUGAAGAUCAAAAUAGUAGGGGUGCUAAGUUAUUUAAACCUAACCAUAACUAGUUGUUAUUUAACCAGAAACUUAAAUAAACAUAAAUCCAUAAUGUGACUAUUCACACAGUCGCACGUCCUAAUUUUAUUUUUAAUCGUUUUUCCGUUACGCGUAAUUUGUCUAUUGCUUUUUUGUUCUCAUUUUGUUAAGUCUGAGACUUCUACUCGAUUGCAGUGGGCCCUUCUCAGUCAUGUGUAUUCAUUCGGUUGUAUGACCAAUUUAGCUUAACUCCGAGUUGAUCAUCAUCUAUCCUCGUCUUUUCAUUUUGUUGCCAAUUCUAUAAUCUCUUUUAAGCUCCAUACCAUCUAAGAGACAAAAACUUACAAAUACAUGAUAUGCAACAUAAGACUAUAUAUACUUGUCCGUAUUUAUGUAAUGAGCAAAAUCCCCUAGACAUUAUUAAAAAAAAAUGAUUUGUUUUUUUUUACUUAUGUGUUAUCUGUACAAUUACUUUCACUAAAAAACAUGACAUGACACACCAAUAAUUAUAUAUGGCUUAUGGCUAAUUGUGAUUUGGACAAUCACAUUUACUUUUGAUUUAUAUUUUUAGAAUAUAGUAAUAAUUCAUAUAUCAUCAUCAAAGUAAAUAUUUUUAAAUAUAAAAUAAAUAAUAAAAAGAUAAAAUAUAACAACAUUUCAAUAUUUUAAAAAAUUUCUAUUUCUUAUAAUCGUACAAUUUUUAUUACUAAAAAAGUUCUUCAAAAUUUUAUGCAAUUUUGAAAAAUAUGUAAUCCCAUAAUUUUUUUAUCCUAAUACAUUAGUUUCCUUUUGAUAUCUAUAAAUUUUAGAAAUACUAUUUACUUUUACUUGUUGAUAAUUAUACAAUUUUCUAUCAAAUUUUUAUACAAGUUGAUUUAAUAUAGAUGAUUAUUAUUUAUCUACAAAAGUAAUAGUAAAUUUUUGAUAAAAUUAUUUUAAAGUGUAAAAUUGUGAGAAUAUUUAUAAACAUUAAUUUAUGCUACUUACAAGUUGAUUCUGAGAAUUUACAUCAUUAGCAUAAAUUUUGAAUAUUUAUAGACAUUAAUUUAUACUACUUACAAGUUGGUUUUUCUAUCAAAUAUACAUAAUUUUGUAUAAAAUUAUUAUUUUAUAAAAGUUUAUUUAAUAUAUUUUAACUAAAAUAAAUAGAUAAAAAUCUAUCCAAGACUAUAAUUUUAAAUAUAUACAUAUCUAUUAGUAAUUACAAUUUUAAAAUAAACUUAAAAUUUAAGAUUUUUAUUAUUGCACAUGGUGCAGAAAAACACAAAAGUAAGAAUGAAACAUAGACAAAACCAAUUCAUUUCAUUUUUUUUCAAUAAGGAAACAAAAUACAAGUCUCCAAAAGUUGUUUAUAAUAGACGGCCAUGCUACGACCACUAAUUGUUUUUUUUUUUGUGGAAAUUAUGACCACUAAUUAUUCAUCUUCCUUAUUCUCCCAUUUCCUCUUCCCCUCCUCCUUUGAUCAGCAUCAGGUCAUGAGAUUUUCUCGGAAGCAAAACCAUUCCACCAAAUUCAAGAAAUUCCACAAAAUUUAUCAUCAAGAAUACAGCUUCCGGCGUAUAGAAGGAGAAACUGCAUGCAUAAGCGAGAA
This is a messenger RNA of Brassica rapa (field mustard), 3113 nucleotides long. RefSeq names its product probable E3 ubiquitin-protein ligase BAH1-like. Lineage: Eukaryota; Viridiplantae; Streptophyta; Magnoliopsida; Brassicales; Brassicaceae. The record is from RefSeq and is a predicted model, not a curated record.